Symbiodinium sp. CCMP2592 is the source of this 3483-nucleotide messenger RNA. The record is from the annotation of a GenBank genome assembly. Lineage: Eukaryota; Dinophyceae; Suessiales; Symbiodiniaceae.
AUGGACUUCCGCAGACAGGUGCAGAGCUUAUUGUUAUUAUCGGCUUCUGCGUGGAAACCUUCGUGCAAGACAGAAAAGUCUCCAUGUUCCCCCGUUCUCGGUUCAAGCUUCAGCUCGUGUUUCCCAUUGUACCAAAUGAAAGGCGAGUCUGACGACACAGCACGGGGUGCCUUCUCCACUGCAGCCGGUAUACGGGUGAAAGUUUUUUGCAGGAGGAUUCUCUGCGGGAGGCUGCGUAUUAAGCAUGCAGCUCAGCUUGCCGGGCUACUGUUGUUGCUGCUGUGCGUCCUGUUCACGUGGCUUCAGUUUCCUGGGCCCAGUGGCCACGGCAACUUGUCUCCAGAGUGCGAAGGCAACGGCAGUGACUGGAACACAGAGUGGGACAUGUCCAGCCCUGGCACUGAAGCGACGCUCGAAGCCUGCGCACUUAUCUACCCCAUGUCUCAUUCAGAAUUGGAAGAUGCGGUUCCUCAACUCAAGUCCUGUGUUGUCACCACGUACGCAAAACAUUUCCAGCGGGUUAUGGAGCAGACGACUUGCCGCGCCAAAACUCUCGAGGAUGCUGAUAUCAUCUGGAUGCCUGCAUACUUUGGCUGCAACUGCAAUUGGCCAACCUACGACGGGGGCAGGUGUGAGUCAACCGGGAACGCUGUCCGUCUAGGAAAGAAGUGUGUGGAGGAGGUAUUGCUCGGGGUGGACUACAUCCUUGCAGAAGUCUGGAAAACACGAAGCCAAAAGCAGCCACGUGUGGUGAUUCUGGACGACAAUGGCCACGAAGCUCCGGACUGUUGCAACUACUUUACCAUUCCACCUGGGCUUUGGCAAGGCCAACCCUGCUUCAACACUCAUUUCCUGCCUGCUGAACACUAUGCACGGCCCGAGCUGCUGUGGGCAUUCCGUGGUGCGACCUGGCCACUGUACCGCAAGGGGAUUGACAUCGCUUUGCCCUCGCCACCCCACGACACAGCCUCUUGGCCACCAGCCAGCAGCCCUCUGAAGUCACGGAAGUAUUUUGCAACCUUCAAAGGGAAGCUGUUGAUGCAUCCGAUACGGGUCUACACGCACAGGCAUUUCCAUAACAAGACUUAUGAAGGCAAGAAAGUGGUGAUUGCAGAGCGCAUGACCGACGAGUUUGUCAAAGGUUACGGCGAGGUACUGCACGAAACGGUCUUUUCACUAUUGCUGCGAGGGGACACUCACUCGACUCACCGGUGGAACGACGUGGUUUGCUCAGGCUCAGUUCCGGUUCUCGUUACGGACUAUAUGAUUCCACCAUACAACGAAUUGGUUCCUUUUGAAUCGUACGGCGUUUUCGUGCGGGAGAGUCACAUUGACAGACUCAUGGACAUCCUCCAAGCUGUCAGCCAGGAGGAGCGGGAGGCCAAGCGCGCUGCUUCGCUGCGCCGCCCAGACGAGUUGGCACGCUUGGUGCAGAAGAUCGCAGAACUGCAAGGCGCAAGCCAGAGAGAAAGGUACGGAUCUGGCCGAGGUGUCGUCGUGGUCGGCGGAUCAAACCACCACGUGAGCCAGCAUACUCAUUCCUACACCUUUGACGCUCUGCUUUGUGUGGCGAGCCUGCGCCGCACGGGCUCCUCCCUGCCUGUGGAGCUUUGGCACCAGGGCGAUGCACACUUGCUCUCGGCAAAGCUUCCGGAGCACGUUUUUCUCCGGGACUUCCGGGAUGUCGCAUCAGAGAACCUGGAAGGAUAUGCGCUCCCUGCAGUGGCAAUGCUCCACUCCAGCUUCGAGGAGUUUCUCUAUCUGGAUGCGGACAACACAGUCCUCGUCGACCCCGCGCCCCUUUUCGAGAUCUCUGCGUACACGACCCUGGGCGCAGUCUUCUGGCCAGACUUCCCGUCUUUCAGACGAGACAGCUUGAUCUGGCAGAUGACAGACCAGCCAUACUACCCGCUGCAAGAGGUUGAGAACGGCCAGCUACUGAUCCACCGGAAUAGGCAUUUGGCGAAGCUGGAACUGGCCUAUUACUUCAGCAUGAACAAGGAUUUCUACUUCAAGAUCACACUGGGUGACAAAGACCUCCUGAUGAUGGCAUUCCUUGCAUUGUCCACGCCGUUCCACCAGGUUUCCACACCAACUGGGGCCAUGGGCUAUACAACAGCAUCCGGUGCCUUUUGCGGUCACACGAUGCUGCAGCAUCAUCCUUUGCACGAAGGCUUGCCAGUGUUUGCCCACCGAAAUUUGCUGAAGUGGUCUGCCAACUUGGACCUGCACACCCCGUCGUGGACCGCUGUGAAGCGGGGGAGCCUCGAUUUGGUUGACCUGGCGAUGGGUUGGUUACUCCUUAUCCUUUGGUCCUUGGGCCCGAGGAGAUCAACCGCCCUCACGCCGGGAAAGCAGCCAGGCCACCAACAGCUCGCCCCUGGCUGUAAGUGCGAUGGCGCACACUACGCUGACGAGAACUAUUGCGUGGACCUAGACACAGACCAGGACAUAUCUGCCGAGGCCAGCCGUCUUCUGGAGACGGCUGCUACACUCGAGCAGGAGCUUCUGAGGCUCCGUGAGGCACUCCGACAGGGGCCGACCUUGAGAAGCGAGUGGUGGGUGACCUGGGCUUCCUCCGUGCAGGCCCCUUCUUCGAGCAUGGCCUCCUCGUCGGGUGCUUCCUGGCUGGCAGCCUAUCUGGCAAGCUGUGUGGAGUCGAUACCUGCCGAGGAGCUCGAGUUCGACACCUUGGACAACGGUGGAAGCGAAGGAUGGGCCGAGCAUCCCCACUCGAGCUCGGGGCGGCACAUCAGGUGCUUAGCAGAGCACCCGGAGCUUCAUCGUAUGGCCCUCACGUUCUACGGCUACCCAGGGCCGAACGGAGUCUUCUCAGCCGCCUUGGGCCUCCGCUCCAAAGCCCGAGCGGGAGCAGACCCUGCGCCGGCCUUCACCUUCGAAGCCAGCGAGGAGCGCUGCAGAAGAGGUUUGGCCUAUCUGGAGGCUGAGGGCAUGUCCAAGUACAUUGACCUUCGCUGUGGCAUCCUCUGCGAGAGCAUGACGGAAGCGGGCUGUCGCAGAUACUUGACUGGCACAGUGUGCCCGGAACGUCUGGACUUCCUCUCCAUCGACUUUGCUUUGGGCGUGCCGCCCCUGAUUUACCGAAGUCUGCUCACGGCCUGCCGGCCGCGGGUCCUCUUUGCUGAGAACAGCGGCUUGAACUUGAGCAGCUUGCCAGGCCAGGAUGACGAGUCGCACUCCAACUUCUCGGAGCACGACCCCACGUCCUGGCAUCACUGGGAGGACCAGCUCCACCAACUCUCUGCCCUUGGUCAGCCCUCCGAAUUGGGCUCUUACCGCCUCGCUGUGGAUCGUCAGCCCUCCUCCCUGGAUGCAGAGCGGCCAAAGGGCGGCUUUUUCGGUCUCUUCUCCAAGCCCCAAGACAGCGAGCUACGGCGCUUCUCUUUGUAUGUGGCGGAGGACAGUGGCAUCGGGGAGGCUACAACGAUGCGGAAUGGUGGCCUCACCGGCAGUGAGCUGUAG